AUGGUGCGACUGAGUUUACAAGAACGCGUUUUAGUUGUUAAGAUUUUUUAUUGCCAUAGUGAAAGUUAUGCUGAAACAGUGCGCCAUCUUAGACAUAUUAUGGGUCGAAAUGAGGCUCCUAAUGAGUCAACAGUUCGUCGAUUGAUGUUAAAGUUCAAACAAACUGGCUCAGUGCAAGAUGUCAAAACUCCAACGCGCCAACGCAGUCGCAGAUCACGUUUGAAUCAAGCAAUUGUUUUUGACAGUGUUUUGACCAGUCCAACGACAUCUCUUCGUCGACGAUCACAACAGUUGGCGAUACCGCUGAGUUCGUUAUACCGAAUCAUGAAAAUAGAUUUGCAUUUACACCCAUAUAAACUCCAACUUACUCAGGAGCUGAAAGCUGGUGAUCGCGGAAAACGCAGACAGUUCGUUGAGUGGUUUCACAAUAUGCAAGUUGAAGAUGCUGAUUUUGCGAUGAAGAUCAUUUUUAGCGAUGAAGCUCAUUUUCAUAUGAGUGGAUUUGUAAACAAGCAAAACUGUAGACUUUGGGGGACAGAAAACCCACAACAAAUUGAACAACGUCAAAUGCAUCCUGAACGAGUAACUGUAUGGUGUGGCUUUUGGAGUGGAGGUGUUAUUGGCCCAUAUUUUUUUCAAGAUGAAUAUGAAAACACAGUGACGGUAAACGGAGAACGUUACCGAGAUAUGAUAACAGAGUUUUUGUGGCCAGCAUUUAAUGAUUUUGACAUAACCAAUUAA
Molecule: messenger RNA, 741 nt
Organism: Macrosiphum euphorbiae (potato aphid)
Lineage: Eukaryota; Metazoa; Arthropoda; Insecta; Hemiptera; Aphididae
Source: the annotation of a GenBank genome assembly